UCACAGCAGUUUUGGAUUUCAUGGAUAAGACCAGAUGGACGAAUAAUUACCGUCAGGCGCAUUGAUCGCGAAACCUUGUGUACGCGCUCCGCUUUUGGUUCCAAUGCCAGAUUCAGUGGAAUAUUUAAUCAGUUCAGUCAGAUUACUCCUCCAUUGUUGCACCCAAACAUCCCUGCUUUUGGAACAAUUACAUCGGACAACAUGUUUUGCCCCGUGAUGUUACGCAUUAUGACGUCAGUAAAUGACCGUGAUUCGGCCCUUAGCACAAACAGUCAGGUUAUUGAAUCUGUCCUAAAUAUCCGUAUUUUGAUCCAGGAUAUCAAUGAUAACGCACCGACUUGGCCUGGGCAUUUGAAACGAUUCCAGGUUACCUUCCGAGAUGGAGACUCUGUCGGAGAGAGAAGGACUCUGCCGUUGGCUGCAGAUAGUGAUGUUGGAACCAAUGCACAGUUGCGAUAUGAACUCGUUCCUCCUAAAGAUGUUGACAGAGGAUUCAGUCCAUUCGGACUGGUAGAACAUCCCGUAGAUGGCCUGUACAUACAGGCACUUAAAAAUGUGGACCGUGAGGAACGUGAGACAUAUCAGUUCGUUCUUCAAGCAAUAGAUCGUGCAAACGGAGCUGUUGAUCAACAGGGCGGUGGAUCAGAACGUCAGUUGACGUCGCGCCUAAUUAUAGACGUUCUCAUUGUCGAUAUCAAUGACAACGCACCGCUGUUCACACAGCCUGUGUUCACACCAAAUGGUCCGGUGGCGGAAACAACUCCGGUCGGGAGGACAGUGUUGGUUUUGAACGCAACAGAUGCGGACACUGGUAUCAACGGAGCAUUUCAUUUCGCUUUCAGCAGAGAGCAUGCGUGGAUAACUUCUGAAGUGUUUGCCCGGCAAUACUUUGAUGUCCGUCCGAACGGUCAAGUGGUUGUGCGUCGCCCUUUGAACGUCGACCAGAUGCAUACUACAGCAGACCCCGCUUUGCUGACCAGAGCGAAUGCAGUGCGUUUGCCCAACGAGGAGGGACUAUUAACAAUGAACCACAUAAUGCCGUCUGUGGGUCAACCUCGUGGACCAACAAUGCAGUUUCGUUUCAGAGUCAUGGUCGAGGAUGAAGCGAUGCGGCCAUACACGCGAUCGAGUGAAGCAACUGUGAUCAUAACUGUCACAGAUGAAAACGAUGAAGCCCCGAUAAUCGAUAUUCGUGUGGGUAAAGAUCAGAAUUUCACCCCCCUAACUACCAGUGCGGUGGAACAUUUUCGAUUUAGACACCUGACUGUUUCAGAGAACCAACCAGUCGGAACGAAAAGAGCGUUUGACCCAGACUUUGGUGGGACGGAUCAUGUGGACUGCUACUUAAAGACGCCAAAUUUCACUUUAACUCAAAGCAACCCUGUCACUCGUACGGCUGUCGAUUCCGGGAACGGGCUGAUGACCUAUCUCCUUAAAACUGCGGCAGAACUUGAUCGGGAGUCCACCCAUUCUCAACUGGUGGCAUUGUACUGCGCAGAUUUGGAUGGCCACAUGACAGAGCAGAAUCUCACGAUACACAUUUCAGACACAAACGACAAUAGUCCGCAGUUUCAAAGACAUGAGUAUGUGAUGCAGGUGGAAGAGAAUAUGCCGCCUGGGACACAUUUGCGUCACGCAGGACGUUUCCAGGACUACACGAAUAGAACACAACAUAGCGUGCUGGCUACAGACCGUGACGCUGGGCAGAAUGCCGAAUUGUACUACAUUUUAUCAGAGAGUGGGAGGAAUUCCUCCUAUUUUCUAAUCGACUCACACAGCGGAGCUCUCAGCACUGCGGUUAUGUUGAACCGUGAAGAGAACGCUCAGUUCGUACUUCAAGUUACGGCCGUUGACCGGGGGAAUCCACCACGAACCGGAACCACCACUGUGAAGGUUAAUAUCAUUGACAAAAAUGACAACGUCCCACAGUUCACGCAACAUGCAUACACCUUCCAUGUAAUGGAAAAUCGUCCGGGAACCGAAUCUGUUGGUCAAGUUUCGGCCACUGACCAAGACUCCGAAGCUCACGGAUCAAUACAUUAUUAUUUAUCUAACGACCCAGAUGCCUUUGUAUUCCGCAUCGAACUGAUGACAGGGAUCCUGCGUACGCGUCAACCCCUAGACAGAGAAAAACAGGCUAAAUUUCAAUUCUUGGUAUUUGCCAGAGAUGGGAAUGUUCCGGAAGUUUCGUCUGGGCCAGGAUCCAUGGGACCGAUGCAGUUGACUGGGACGGCUACUGUUACUGUAGUUGUAGAUGACGAAAACGACAACUGGCCAAUAUUCAUCAGCCCAAACGCAACGGCGAACACACUGGCGAUCGCAGUAGAUGAAACUCUUGGACACAAAUUGGCUUAUAUUCAAGCAACCGACGCAGAUGAGGGAGAGAAUGCUCUGAUAAGUUACCAAAUCCGUUCUGGAAACACAAAUAGUUUGUUUGGACUGGACAAAAGCACGGGAUUAUUAUACUUGGCUAGUGCACCCAACCCGAUUGUGGAAGCGAAUCACUUGGAACUGGAGCGCAACAACAGUGUGGUUAUGUCGCUAUCGGAGGGUGGCGUCAAGCCCGACGCAAUCAAGCCUAGCGUUCAUACUCUCACGCUGGAAGCAUGCGAUAAUGGUCAACAGCCUAGGCCAAAGUGUACCUUAUUCAAAAAUUUGAGGGUGUUCAUAAAAACAUUGAGGGACGGGGAGCUCGAUAACUCAGAGAGAGUUAGGAAUGUUGCUCAAGCCCAAAGUGACGGUGAGAAUGGUAGAACAUCUUUUAGCGGCAAUCAAUUACCGAGUAUGUCAACACAUUAUAAUGAAGUGGGAGUGGUGGACAAUGCUAUGAUGUAUGGCCAAACAGUGGCUGGAGCCCGGUACACGAUGAAUGAGAUUAUCAUCGUGUGUCUCUCUGCCUUGUUUAUAAUCGUUUUGCUAAUCACUCUACUACUUGUGUGUCUGAUAAGACGUCGGUCCAUCGGAAAUUCCUCGCAAAACAAAGCAAUGGAUGGCGCUCGUAGGACACAUCAGUCCACCUGUCACCUACACCCGUUGCUAACUUCAUUGAAUUGCGCGUCUCUGUCAACCAAAGUUCAACUGGGAAGCGGACGGCUUUCCGAAUGCCGCUCACCUCAUAGAAACUCUUCGCAAACUGCAAAUGAUGCGAAUGGAGCAAUGGAUUCAAUAUGUCCUUUUAGAGAAUGCACACCUGCGGAAAAUGAACUGUUUUCAGUUAAUACUUUUUCCGACAGUCGAUACACUUUACUUCCUCGAGACACUGAUGCCGGUGCUCAGAGGCAACUAUCAAUGGCUAUUGGUGAACCAACCAAUCUACCGGCAUUUGAACAGUCAGUAAGUUGA
This is a messenger RNA of Dicrocoelium dendriticum, 3342 nucleotides long. The record is from the annotation of a GenBank genome assembly. NCBI's taxonomy places the organism in Eukaryota, Metazoa, Platyhelminthes, Trematoda, Plagiorchiida, Dicrocoeliidae.